AUGGAGGACCUGUAUUUUUUUCUGGUGGAACCAAUCAAUAAAACAAUUUGGUUUUAUUAUCAAUUUUAUUUUUUUUACCAUUUAUUGACUAUGCAAUAUAACACCACGACGGUGUUUGAAAUAUUUCUCCUAGGUUUUCCAAAUUUCCAAAAUAUAAAGAACAUUUUCUUCCCUUUGAUGCUUCUGGUUUACUGUGUGACUAUAUGUGGAAACCUCCUCAUCAUCCUGGUGGUGUCCUACAGCAUAUCUCUCCACUCUCCCAUGUACUUCUUCCUCACACAGCUCUCCUUCACAGAUAUUCUGCUCUCCACCAUCAUCGUGCCCAACAUGCUCCGCGUUGUGUUGUAUGAAGGGAGUUAUGUGUCUUUUAUUGGCUGUUUUAUACAAUUUCAUUGUUUUUUAGCCACAGAAUCAUUAGAAUGUCUUCUCCUGACUGCAAUGUCCUAUGACCGGUAUCAGGCCAUCUGUAACCCUCUGCAAUACACAUCCAUUAUAAACUUCACAUUUUGUGUAAAAACAAUAUUUUUUAUUUGGUUGAUUGUCCUUUUUAUUACAUUGAUGAUGUUUAUAACAAUAAGUAAUUUGCUAUUCUGUGGACCAAACAUCAUUGACCAUUUCUUUUGUGAUUUUAACCCGAUUCUUGAACUUUCCUGCUCAGAAACAUUUAUAGUGAAGAUGGAAAGCAAGUUAAUAGCAGUUCCUCUAGUCAUUUGUCCAUUUAUGGUUAUUGUAAUUUCAUAUGUGUUCAUUAUUAUCACCAUACUGAAGAUCCCCUCUGUGACCGGGAGGCAGAAGACCUUCUCCACCUGCAGCUCUCACCUGGCCGUGGUGUCUUUAUAUUACGGUUCUCUUAUUAGCAUUUAUUUACUUCCAGAUAUGAAAAAUGCCAAAAAAAUCCUCUCCCUGUUCUACAAUGUUGUAACUCCUCUUCUUAACCCUAUGAUCUACAGCCUGAGGAAUAAAGAUAUUAAGCAGGCCUUAGAAAAGAUGGUACAACAAAUACAUAAGAAAUUCCAUACGUGA
Bufo gargarizans (Asiatic toad) is the source of this 1023-nucleotide messenger RNA. Its product is annotated as olfactory receptor 488-like. Gene Ontology annotation, molecular function: olfactory receptor activity; G protein-coupled receptor activity. Gene Ontology annotation, biological process: G protein-coupled receptor signaling pathway. The transcript has a single exon. The coding region runs from base 1 to 1023 and encodes 340 amino acids. Gene Ontology annotation, cellular component: membrane. Lineage: Eukaryota; Metazoa; Chordata; Amphibia; Anura; Bufonidae. The record is from RefSeq and is a predicted model, not a curated record.